Molecule: messenger RNA, 4226 nt
Organism: Caenorhabditis auriculariae
Lineage: Eukaryota; Metazoa; Nematoda; Chromadorea; Rhabditida; Rhabditidae
Source: the annotation of a GenBank genome assembly
AUGGUUUCUUCUCGUCUUCUGAUUUUCUUUCUGAUUGUUAGUGUCCAAUCAGUCCAACCUCGAAAAAGAAAGCUUUGCGGAAGAGUUCUCGUCCAGACGCUCAUCAAGGUAAGUGCGAACAAAGCAGAACCGUGAUAAAUUCCUAUCGAUGUUCUUUAGGUCUGCUCACCAGAUUCGAACAGCCCACCAUGCUUAGAUGACAGCAAGAGCCGUUAGUUUUUUUUUGUGAAAGGCGGAAAUAACAUCUAUUUUCGCAGAAGAUGCCUCAAUAGUCGACCUCUGUUGCAAGGGAACUUGCAGUGCGGAUGAGAUCGCCGGUUUCUGCUGCAACGAGGGUUUCCUUCUUUCAAUCAUAUCUUCCACAUAUUAAGUAACUUCCAGAAGAUGCGCGAAAGUUCUACGGAGACAACAAACACGCCGACGAAACCAAGAAACUCGCUGAAGACAUUAAAAAAGAAGUCAGCGCCCCUUCGACGCAUCACUCAUAAUCUAUAUGCAACUAUUAUAUUAUCGGACGUUCAAUUCGAUUAUUUGUUGUAUCGUCAUUUUUUUCAAUGAAGUGACUGUGAAUUUUCUGAGGGAAGCAACGAAAGAGAUAUUCGAAUUCAAAAGAAGAGUAUUUUUGCAAGUAUUUGCUGAUAGGAGUUUACAUUGUUUUAAAAAAGUGUUCUUUAAAAUGGAAAGUUAAAAUUUGACAAAAAAAAUGAGAGCGAAGUGAAAGAGUUUGGAGGAAAAAGUACGGUUGUUCAGUUAACUGUGAAGUACAUCAGAGGAAGUUCAUUUAAGAAAAAGAGAAAGGGCAGGUUUUUUGAGAUCGAGGAAGUAAUGGGGGGCACUAUAAGUUGCAAAAAAGGGAUCAAAUUGAAAAUGAACUCAAGAUUGAAGAUCGAACCUGAGCCGGUUUGACACGAUAACUUGAUUGUGAAUUUGAUUCCAAAAAACUCUUUGAUGAAGACGUUUUAACCCCUCUUUCUCGCGAUCAUCUUUAUUUUGCUACAAGCAUCAGUUUUGUCAGUUUCGAUAAGAAGAAGUCUACUCCAUAACCUCUCCCUAACCCCGCUGCUUCUUUUUCCAGUAGGGUGGAUGUAGUUUUGCUUUCGAAACUUUAGAAAUGCAGCAAAAAAUGCAUUGUCCAAAGUCUGUUGCAAACAAUAUGUAUAUCCAAAUUCGACAUCAAAAGUUUUGAAAAACACCUGCUUUUAUAUCAGUUCGGUUCUAGAUUUUAUGAUAAGUUUGCCAAUUUUUACUACAAUACGACGUAGAUGUUUCGAUCCAUUCGAUUCACUGUUCGGCAGGUUCAAACCAGGAUUUUUUUUUUCAGGACAUAAAUAUAGAACUUCCUUUUCGAAGUUAGUUCCAAAGCCAAAGUCCAUGCAACAUUCUCACGAUAAGUUUCUAAUGUAAGUUAUUUUAGUGUACGUUUUUGUAGCCUCAAAAGCUUUCGUCAUGAGAAACAGUGGGGAAGUGAUGAUAAAAGCCUCACUUUCUACCCAAAAAAAUUGGCGUUUCUGUCUGCAGAAGCUGUUGUAAUGAACUCUUCCGUUUUCGAUACCAACGAAGAUCCAAAAAUGUUUUUGAUUGGACUUUUCUAUAGUUUAUUUGCUGCGGCAAUUAUUCCCCCUUACACGUUAGUAGUUUUGGUAAAAUCGUUCUUCUUGCCCUCGAUUUUUCUUUUAUUUCAGGCAAUAUUAACAAGUCAAGAACUGAAAUACCACACUGCCUACCGUAUGAUGAAUCUGGUGAACUUCUGCGACAUCGGCCAGGCAAUAUGUCAUGUCUUCUCCGGCUUCUUCUUGAUGUUCCCAGUUUUCAACUCUGAAGUCCAACCUUUCGUCCGAGUUCGUAUUAGAGAGUUGAACUUUUUAAUUAUCUUUUUUCAGGUUAUGGGAGCCACGGCCAAUUCCUUGUGGCUCACAAUGUUUCCAAUCUUGACUAUACUUGCCUUGAGUCGUAUUUCGAUAGUUUUGAGGAAAACUAAUUUUGAUCGCACUGGUGGCUUUGUCAAGGUUUGCGUUCUAUUGAAGAGGAAAAUAGGAGAUGUGCAUUUUUUUUCCCCAACAUAUUCAUGAAAUAGCCCUUAUGUUUAAGACAAGAAAAAAAUAAAUAUUUCUGAUUAUCUACUAUUCACAAGCAGUUUCCUCGUCUUAACGAGGCUCUUUUCAUGAAAAACUGAUCGAAAAAAACUAAAGCCGGAUCUGAACCGAGCAAACAAAAAUUUUUAUAUUCAUUUUUUUGUUAUGUAAAAAUUUGGCGAAGUGACCACAAAUGAAAGUUCUUUUUCAGGUUUCGCUAACAGUUGGAUUUUUUUGUAUAGCUUCGCAAUUUGGUGUUGGUGUUGCAUUGGGCAAAAUAUAGAAUUACAAGAGCCUGGUUGGGGUUACGAUCUGGAAAAGCCAGAUUCAGCAAUAUUGGCAAACUUGGAGCUGGUUUUAUGUUUUCCCACUCUGGCACUGAAUUACGUGUCAUAUAUCAUUAUUUUGAUCAAUAUUCACAUCGUGAGUUUUAAUAACCACAAGGAUCCAAGAAAACUAUUUCAGUACAAAAGGAACUUUGGAUCUUCUGUCAGUUCUUCAAGACUUGAGUUUGCCAUAUUCACACAGUCAACAAUCAUGACUGUCUACAUGACUACUUUGAUUUUUUUGUGGCAUCAUGGAGGUUUAAACACGAUCAGUCUCACAUCAUCUUAUAAUUUUUUCAGAUUGGUUUUUCGAAAUAACCGAAACAGUCGUCUUAGUGUUGAAUACGGCCUGGAUUGCGUUUCCUUACCUCAACCCAAUUCUGUUAAUGUCAUUAAAUAUGUGAGUGUUUCUCACUUUUUUUCCGCUAUAUCUCGUCUGAAAAAGCGAAUUAAAGGUCCAUACGCGAACAAGUCAUCUUCUUAGUUUUCCGCAAGUCUCUUCAGCAGCAGAUUUUUUUGUGCAAAGAUCUUUUGAACUCCGGCGACUCCCGUCAGAUCUUCAGUAUCUAUUCAAAAUAUUGAGUGAAUGAAAUCACGAGAAAAAUGAAAAAUUUUCAAAGCGAACUAUUUCUUCUCUUGUUUGAAUUUUUGUAAUUGUAACCUUCCUUUAUUUACGUUUUGUUAGUUUGCAAAUUUGAAACGCGAGUUGAUUUAUUUUUUUGAUCAUUAAGAAAGCAGCCAGUGCGAACUGAAUAAAAAAACUUUUCUCGAAAGCGAAACAUGAUCAGUCGAUUUCUUCCGAGAGUUUUUUUAUGGGGAUUAACAUUCUCUGAGUGGGGAAUAUGAUAUACAAUGAUUUUAAAAAAAUUAGAAUCUCAAAUCCCUGUGAACUCAAAACAUCUGAAUCUGAAACACGAAAUUCCACAAAAUUUGAAGAUAGGAACCAGGGAAACCAUCGAUUGUGUAGGUGGCAAAUAAAAAAUUCUUGCGGAAGGAGGUCGUCAAAUGAAUUUUUCAAACAUUUCGGGUAGCAUUUAAUAAAUGAUUAGCAAAGUGAGAAAAGUUUUAUCCUUACACUCUCAAAAAAAAGACUAUGAAAACUACAUUUAGUCAUGUGCGAUACUUAUACCAAAAAUUCCAUCUUCCGAGUUUUUCGAAGUUCAGUUGUCAGAGCAGUCUCAGAGCUGUUCCCAUUAACUAACGGCAAGUAGGCGGGUCUGCAAAAAAAAAAGAACGAAGAAGUUUUUCUCAGAAUAAGAAGGUGGAGCUCGAAAGGGGAGGAGCCUGGCUAGUAAGCUUUAAAAGGCGGAUCUGAACAAUCUGCUAGCAGUUUGUUGGAACAUUUGCUCGGGUCAUGCAGUUUUCAAAACUUCUCCUGUUGUUACUGGUCGCCAGCGUGCAGUCGGUGCAGGUCCGUCGCAGAAGACUCUGUGGCAGAAUGCUCGUUCGCGCUCUUGUUCAGGUUUGCAUACUUCAAUUUUUAUUUUUUAAGUCGAAAUGUUCCUUCAGGUUUGCGCACAAGAAAUAGAUAACACAAACUGCAUGAGUUCCGCGGACCCAGGUAAAUGUUCAUUUUCUUCUCUUAGAAUCAGAAUAAGUUUUGCAGUCGAAAGUUCCAUUCUGGAAGCUUGCUGCAUCAACCGAUGCAGUGACGAGGAAAUUGCUGCUUUCUGUUGCGUCCAAGGUAUCCCAUUGUAAUAAUCUGUCAUAAAAUGAAUUUCCAGAGAAAAAAAGCCCAGAAGAUGAGAAGAAAGGAGAAGAGCAGCAACCUGUCCGAGAAGCUACUGGCGAUGCAUCAGAACUUCCAGAAACGCAGGAGAAAAGAUGA